AAUUGAGUGAUGUGGACAUAUUACUUCUUCUGUUGUUAAGGAGACAAAAAGUUCUUCGUAGACCACUGCAUAGUUAAGCCAGUUAACUUAUCAAGGACAAGUGGAAGGUUUUUAUCGAUAUAUACAGUGUAUACUUUAAAAUCUAGAAUCAGGAUAAAUGGCUACUUGUAGUUAUACAGCUAAAGAGGAUGAGCAAGCAUGCAUAAUAUGCUUUGAGCUAAUGAUAACUCCUAGGAUAUUAUCUUGUAAGCAUAUCUUCUGUCUUGAUUGUCUCCGACGUCUUCGAGGAAUAGUUUCAGUAAAGUGUCCUCUAUGUCGACAAGAAGCAAUCAUACCUGGAGGAAAUGUCGCUAACUUUCCAAUUAAAUUCUAUAAAAUCAAAGUUAAGGUUCCUUUAGCAAACUUUUUAGAAGUGAAACAAUCGUGCCUUAUACCUUGGUCUUUUAAAUCCUACUUUGUUACAAAUGAUGGAUUAUAUUCUGCUAUAGAGUUCGAUUCUCAAACUAUACAUUUGGCAGUCUCGUUCGACGAUCCAAAUUUAUGGGUUAAUCUUGAUAGAAAAGUUGAAAAUUUUGUUAUUACUGAAAGUUAUAUCUAUGCCAUAGAUCAUUUAACUAGUAAAAUAUUAUUUACUAAAAAGCCAUUUGGGAUAAAUGCUCAUUUUCGAAUUUUUAACUCUACAAAAACUAGAUAUUUAAUGGCAACUGAAGAUGAAAUUUGUCAAUGUUAUAUCCUAAGUAUGUGCAAAGAUAAAGACGAUUGUUUAUUCUUUUACAAUGGAACAUUACAAUGGUCAUUUCCAAAUUGUAAGGAGCUUGGUUGUAUUCUUCAUAAUCAUAAUCCAAUUGUAAAAACAAUGGAGGAUAUCUACGUAAUGAUUGAUAAAUCAAACGGUACAAAGUUAAGAUUUAUAUGUUGUACAGGAUAUUCUCAAAUAUACGAUUUAUUUCCAUACGGAAUUUUAAUAUCAAAAUCAACUACAAGGAAAAUAAAGAAACCUAGUUACAAAAAGUCAAAAUACUUUUAUACGGAAUACGAAAAAAAUGAAAUUUCAACUAGAAAUGAUAAACAUCUUAGUCAAGAAAUUACUAUGGAACUAUUUUCUUAUAAUUAUAGUUUACUUGAAGAGAAGAAAAUAGAUGAAUUUCAUAAUGCAAUGAUGAUAGGAACAACAACAAAUGGUUUAGUUUGUAUUUAUAUUUUCGGUGAAGGAUUGAAAAUUUACAAAUUGAAAUGAUAGUAGCGU
Dimorphilus gyrociliatus is the source of this 1246-nucleotide messenger RNA. The record is from the annotation of a GenBank genome assembly. NCBI's taxonomy places the organism in Eukaryota, Metazoa, Annelida, Polychaeta, Dinophilidae.